GUCCCACCCCUGCUUCGGCACUCGUCCGUCAGCCUUGGUCCUUGCUGGACUGGUAUCUCAACACGUCUUGACGUUUGUCGGUCACUGCCGGCACUGGCCGGCCACUUUGGAGUCUCCUCCAACGGAACAGUAGUCAGCUUCUCCCUUCGGCAACAUCCUUUAUGGUCCCAGGCACAAACGCAGACAACAUGGUAGUUGGACCUGCUCGUACAGUGGCCGCUGUUAGGCAUGGAGUGAAAAAAGCUUCAGCCAAGCGGUCACCACCGCCGUACCCGAAGCGGCAGUUGCUUAUUCUGGCCCUAUGCCGGAUAUGCGAGCCCAUCGCCUUCAUGUCGAUUUUCCCCUACGUCUACCACAUGGUCAAGGACUUCAACAUCACCAAUGACGAAAGCAAAAUCUCCAUGUACGCCGGUUGGGUGACGUCUUCUUUCACCCUGGCUGAGUUUCUGGCGGGCUUCCUGUGGGGACGACUGAGCGACAAGAUCGGCCGGAAGCCGGUUCUUCUGACGGGAAUGGGCGGCACGGGUCUCAGCGUCAUCCUGUUCGGUUUUGCGCCGAGCCUUCCAGUUGCCUUGCUUGCCCGUGCUUUGGGUGGAAUCUUGAACGGUAACAUGGGUGUCUUGCAAACCACUGUUGGAGAGUUGGUGACUGUGAAGGAACAUCAGCCACGGGCAUACACGGUUAUGCCUAUCGUGUGGUGCAUAGGAUCGAUUGUUGGCCCUAUGAUUGGUGGUACGCUUGCGAAGCCAGUAGAUUGGAUCCCGACCGUCUUCCAACGCGGGAGCAUCUGGGACCGCUUCCCAUAUUUGCUGCCUAACCUUUUCAGCGCUAUGUGUGUGUUCUUUGGGCUUGCUGUCGGCUUUCUGUUCCUCGAGGAAACCCACUCCGAAAAGAAGUAUCGACGUGACCGUGGUGUCGAGUUCGGCAAAUAUCUGACGUCUCGCCUUUUCGGAAAGGACAGCUGUUUCCGGCGACGACUCCGACGGGGAAAGAAUGGGGAGGAUCAGCCUUUGCUUGGUGAAACGGACGAGUCGCUGCCUGGAUACCGCACCGCAGAUGGAUCGCCAAAGCUCACUUCAGUCGAGGGCCCGAUUAUGCAGGAACCGCUCGAUCUUGAGUCGACGGGGGAGAUUGUGGAGGCCCAGCCAGAGAAGCCGGAAAGGACUUUUACCAAACCGAUCAUCUUCAUCAUUAUCAACUACGGCCUUCUUGCUUUCCACACUAUGACUUUGGAUUCUCUUCUCCCGGUCUUCCUCAGCACCGAGCCCACGGGUAGCCAGGACAGCUGGUCGCUACCAUUCAAGUUCGCAGACGGCUUCGGAUACGACACCCGAACUGUCGGCAUAAUCCUGUCGGUCCAGGGUCUCUACUCGAUGAUCUCCACCUCGUUCUUCUUCCCCCGGAUCACCGGUCGCCUCGGAGCGCUUCGCCUAUUCCAGAUCAUCUCGAUGUCGUACCCACUGCUUUACUUCGCCACGCCCUACUUUGUUCUGCUGCCCAGCAGCGUGCGCAUGGCCGGUGUCUACAUUCUGAUCAUCUGGAAGUGCACUCUCGCUACAAUGGCAUACCCCAGCAACGCGAUCCUCCUGACCAACUCGGCACCUUCGACCCUGACGCUCGGAACGAUCAACGGCGUGGCAGCCUCGAUAGCCAGUCUGUGCCGGGCCAUGGGACCCAUCGUCUCGGGAUAUCUUUACACGGUCGGACUGCGGGUGGGAUACUGCGGCAUGGUUUGGUGGUUCACGGCCUUCGUGACGAUCGGCGCGUCGUUUCUCAGCUUCGGCAUUACUGAGCCCAGGGGAAGGUUGGAUGAGAAGGAGGAGAUCGAGGAGCCUAUUGCUGCUGCUGGAGAUUUGGCAACAACGAGAGAAACGAUCGAACCGGCGGCCACUGAGCAACCCAUGGCCAUCAACUUGGCCCCAACAACAACUCAAAGAGACUGAUACCCGUACGCCGCAAGACUGGCGUACACAAACUUUUCUUCUUGUUUUUUAUCCUUUCAGUUGAGCUUUGUCUUAUUUUUCAGGGUCGGCGUUU
Messenger RNA from Neurospora tetraspora, 2037 nucleotides. Its product is annotated as major facilitator superfamily domain-containing protein. Gene Ontology annotation, molecular function: transmembrane transporter activity. The record is from RefSeq and is a predicted model, not a curated record. Bases 162 to 1943 code for a protein of 593 amino acids. The transcript is spliced from 5 exons. NCBI's taxonomy places the organism in Eukaryota, Fungi, Ascomycota, Sordariomycetes, Sordariales, Sordariaceae. Gene Ontology annotation, biological process: transmembrane transport.